GACUCCGAGAGGGACACAUAGACACAUCGAUCCCUAACCCUCGAAGAGACGGAAAUGGCUCUGAGGACUGCGAUUCUUCGUCACGUUAGGGUUCCGGUGCAGAACCUAGCACUCGCAGGAGUGAAGCUUCAGCAAAUUGGUCUCCUUGAUUCCGGUCGCCUUUUUUCAUCGCACGAUGAUCAUAUCAGCAAGCAGGAGGUCGUCGAUCGAGUUCUCGAUGUCGUCAAGAGCUACCCUAAAGUCGAUCCCGUUAAGGUGACUCCUGAUGUCCACUUCCAAAAAGAUCUGGGAUUGGACAGUCUGGACACUGUGGAGAUAGUGAUGGCCCUGGAAGAGGAGUUCAAGCUGGAAAUCCCUGACAAAGAAGCUGUCAGGAUCGAUUCUUGUUCUCUCGCCAUUGAAUACAUUUACAAUCACCCGAUGUCUAGCUAAAGCCGUGCCCGAGAUUUCCGGUGUUCGCAUGAGCUUCUCUCUCAGAUCUGAGGUUUGCAAAUAAAUCCAUAUCCGUUUGUUUGGGGAACCUUUGUUGACUCAACCCCUUGAGAUUUCUGAUUGCAUGUAAUGUAGGGCACUUCUUUCGUCUUUCUAAGCAAAACCCUUUCUCAGAAACCAGAGAUACAACAUUGUUUCAGGGGAAAUGCAGAUGAAUGACUCUUUGUUCCCAUUUCCUUUCA
Molecule: messenger RNA, 674 nt
Organism: Tarenaya hassleriana
Lineage: Eukaryota; Viridiplantae; Streptophyta; Magnoliopsida; Brassicales; Cleomaceae
Product: acyl carrier protein 1, mitochondrial-like
Exons: 2
Coding region: 55-432 (125 amino acids)
Biological process (GO): fatty acid biosynthetic process
Cellular component (GO): mitochondrion
Molecular function (GO): acyl carrier activity; acyl binding
Source: RefSeq, a predicted model, not a curated record